Molecule: messenger RNA, 480 nt
Organism: Trichoderma aggressivum f. europaeum
Lineage: Eukaryota; Fungi; Ascomycota; Sordariomycetes; Hypocreales; Hypocreaceae
Exons: 6
Coding region: 1-480 (159 amino acids)
Biological process (GO): proton transmembrane transport
Cellular component (GO): membrane; proton-transporting V-type ATPase, V0 domain
Molecular function (GO): proton-transporting ATPase activity, rotational mechanism
Source: RefSeq, a predicted model, not a curated record
AUGGAGUCGGAACUUGCUCCCAAGUUUGCGCCGUUCAUCGGCAUGGGCGGCAUCGCGGCUGCAAUGAUAUUUGGAUGUAUUGGUGCUGCGUAUGGCACGGCGAAAUCAGGCAUCGGCAUUGCUGGCGUGGGAACCUUUCGGCCGGAUCUCAUCAUGAAGUGUCUGAUCCCCGUCAUCAUGUCCGGUAUUCUGGCGGUUUAUUCGCUUGUCAUUGCAGUUCUCAUCGCCGAAGAUCUUGCGGCUCCUUCAGCGAAGAGUUAUAGUCUAUUUACAGGCUUUAUGCACCUCGGCUGCGGCUUAUCUGUGGGAUUGACUGGACUUACAGCUGGAUACUGUAUCGGUAUUGUUGGCGAUAGCGGUGUCCGUGCUUUUAUGGCACAGUCUAGAAUAUUCGUUGGCAUGGUGUUGAUUCUUAUCUUUGGCGAAGUCCUAGGUCUUUAUGGACUUAUUGUUGCACUUUUGCUCAACACAAAGAGUUGA